Rhinichthys klamathensis goyatoka is the source of this 736-nucleotide messenger RNA. It is a transcript of the gene ttc36, whose product is annotated as tetratricopeptide repeat domain 36. Lineage: Eukaryota; Metazoa; Chordata; Actinopteri; Cypriniformes; Leuciscidae. The coding region runs from base 57 to 620 and encodes 187 amino acids. The transcript has 3 exons. The record is from RefSeq and is a predicted model, not a curated record. Gene Ontology annotation, molecular function: protein binding. Gene Ontology annotation, biological process: cilium assembly.
GCAAUCCAUUUAAAAAUCCUCUUAUUUUUGGAUCUUGGUCCACUCUCCACGAAGAAAUGGCAUCAGCUCAUGACAGGGCCGUUUUACAGGCCAUCUUUAACCCUACCAGCCCACUUGGAGAUAUUCCUGGAUUAAAUCAAGAAGAUGAUCUGAUAGAUGAUGACAGUGCUUUUGAGCCAGAGCUAGUGAAGCAGGUGAAAGAUCUGGAACUGCAGGGAGUUUCGGCUGCCGAGUCUGGAGACCUGCCCGCGUCUCUUCAGCAUUUUAACCAGGCCAUCAGAAUCCUUCCUCAAAGGGCUUCAGCCUACAACAACAGAGCCCAGACCAAACGCCUGCAGGGAGACACGAAAGGUGCAGUUGAAGAUCUGGAGCGUGCCAUCACUCUCAGCAGCGGCGUUGGGCGAUCGGCCUGCCAGGCUCUGGUCCAGCAUGGGCUUCUUCUCAGGUUGUCGGGUCAUGAUGAGGAGGCUCGGGUGGACUUUGAGAGAGCAGCGGCUCUAGGCAGUGAGUUUGCCAAGCAGCAGGCUGUGAUCCUAAACCCCUACGCUGCCCUAUGUAACCGCAUGCUGUCAGAGGUCAUCAAUAAACUACGCAACCCAGAAGUGUCAGAGAUGCAAUAGAGUAUGAGCAACAUACUCAUAAAUACUGUAUAUUCAUUGUAUUGAAACAAAAGCAUUUGUUUAUUGACUUUUUUAUUUUAACUGGUUUUCAUAAGUGAAUAAAGUCAAAGCUUUUU